CAACACACUCUACUUGCUGCAUUGCUGCCAUCAAAUUUCCAAAUAAUUUGCUUUCUCCUUCAAUUGUAUUCAAAAUUUACAGAAAGUAAGUAUGAUUUGUUCACAGUAGAGUUUACUGCAUUCUCUUUGCGGCCAUGAAAGUCACUUCAGUUAAACCACACUUUUUCAAACCCCUUCUCCCAGGUUUCAAGAAUAGUCUGAAAAUUCCAGAUGGUUUCUUGAAGUAUUUGGAAGGAUGUGAGGAAAAGGGACAUGCAAUACUGAAGAAGGGUGGUAAGAAGUGGGUGGUGAAGCUAAAUGGACAGAAACUGGACGAGGGUUGGGGACAAUUCGCGGAGGAGCAUGAUUUGAAGUUAGGAGAUAUGUUGAUUUUUAGACAUGAAGGAGACUUGGAAUUUGGUGUUUCCGUCUUUAAUUUAAGUCAUUGUGAUAGAGAAUAUGCAGAGUAUUUGCAAGAAGAAGAAGAAGAAGUCGUCCGUACUAUUGAAGAGACUUCCAAGAAUGUUGAAUUCAAAGAAGGCGCUACUCACACCCCUUUUGGUCAAUCUCAGUUUAUAUGCACUGUUAUGCCGUAUUGCCUUAGAAAUGGUUACUUGCGCGUUCCUUGUAAAUUUGCGAAGGCAAAUGGUCUCACCAACAAAGAAUGUGGUUUGAUUAUUAGAGAUGAAAGACAAAGGUCAUGGAAUUUAAGGAUAUAUACCUCUUGUUCUCAAGUCUAUAUUGGAGGAAGAUGGAGUGAAUUCCGUGCUGCGAAUGACAUAAAGAAGGGAGAUCAAAUAAUGUUUGACGUUGUUACUAAUGGAGAACAACCAAUCUGGAACUUUCAUGAAUAUGCAAAGAAUUUGCAACAAGAAGAAACCGAAGCCCAUACUUUUGAAGAGACUUGCAAGAAAUUUGAAUCGGAAGAGGCUGCUCCUCAUGACCCUUCUGGUCAAUCUCAGUUUGUAUGCACGGUGAAACAGUAUUUCCUUACAAAUGGUUACUUGCGCAUUCCUAGUAAAUUUGCGAAGGCAAAUGGUCUCACCAACAAGAAUUGUGGUUUAAUUAUUAGAGAUGAAAGACAAAGGUCAUGGAAUUUAAGGAUAUAUACCUCUUGUUCUCUUGUCUGUAUUGGAGGAAGAUGGGGCCAAUUCUGUGCAGCAAAUGACAUAAAGGCGGGAGAUCAAAUAAUGUUUGAGGUUGUUACUAAUGGAAAACAACCAAUCUGGAAAUUUCAUGACCUAACAAACCCCAGCACUGUUGAAGAGCCUUCCGAAAAUUCUGAAUUCAAAGAAGCUGCUCCUCACAACCCUAUUGGUCAAUCUCAUUUUGAAUGCUUUGUUAGACCAUAUUGCAUUUCAAAGGGUUACUUGCGCCUUCCUAAACAAUUUGCCAUAGCAAAUGGUCUCAUCAACAAGAAAUGUGAUCUGAUUAUCAGAGAUGAAAGAGAAAGAUCAUGGAAUUUAAGGCUAAAUACCCUCAAUUCUAUAGUCCAUAUAUUGGGUGGAUGGAGUGAAUUCUGCGUUGCGAAUGAAUUAAAGGAGGGAGAUUAUAUGAUGUUUGAGGUGGUUGUGAAUGGAGAAAAACCAAUAUGGAAAUUUCACGACAAACCAACUCCCAGCAUCAUGUCAUCAAGAAAGGCGUUUCCCCAUGUAGAAGCUGCAAAUCACAAGCCUUCUGACCAUUCUCGUUUUGUAUGCACUAUUAAACCAUAUUGCCUUACAUAUGGUUAUUUGUGCGUUCCAAAACAAUUUGCACUCAGAAAUGGUCUCAUCAGGAAGAAAUGCGAUGUGAUUAUUACAGAUGAACGGCAAAGGUCGUGGAAUUUAAUUUUACGUCCUUUUGGUACUAGUGUGUGUAUUAGAGGUGGAUGGGAUAAGUUCCGCGAGGCAUAUUGCUUAAAGGAGGGAGAUCGCAUAAUGUUUGAGGUGGUUACAGAUGGAGAGAAACUACUAUGGAAAUUUCAUGGCAAAAUUUCUUGGGAGAAUGUAAGCGUCAUUGAAGAAUGAAGCAGUUGGUGAUGGAAAAGAAAAAGCAACAGUGAAGCAAUUAAACAGAAUUUAUCUCUCUUUGGUUGAUUCAAUUAUAUGGUGUACAACCUCAACAAAGCAUGUUAUGUUUUCUCCGUAACUUCGUUGAAUUGCUAUACCCUUGCCUAGCGGUCAAUGAAGUGGGUGAAAUUUGGAGACUAAA
This is a messenger RNA of Solanum verrucosum, 2172 nucleotides long. RefSeq names its product B3 domain-containing protein REM14-like. The coding region runs from base 135 to 1988 and encodes 617 amino acids. The record is from RefSeq and is a predicted model, not a curated record. Lineage: Eukaryota; Viridiplantae; Streptophyta; Magnoliopsida; Solanales; Solanaceae. The transcript has 13 exons. Gene Ontology annotation, molecular function: DNA binding.